Messenger RNA from Scophthalmus maximus (turbot), 1942 nucleotides. RefSeq names its product tubulin alpha chain. Gene Ontology annotation, biological process: microtubule cytoskeleton organization; mitotic cell cycle. The transcript has 4 exons. NCBI's taxonomy places the organism in Eukaryota, Metazoa, Chordata, Actinopteri, Pleuronectiformes, Scophthalmidae. The record is from RefSeq and is a predicted model, not a curated record. Gene Ontology annotation, molecular function: GTP binding; structural constituent of cytoskeleton. Gene Ontology annotation, cellular component: microtubule; cytoplasm. The coding region runs from base 161 to 1513 and encodes 450 amino acids.
GUAGUCGGACUGGUAACUGGCUGUGAUCUCUUAUCCCGCACCUCACCUGCCCUGUCCCUGCUUCACUGAAUAUCGUUUCUUUUGGUGUCACGGGGCAACAUCAUCACUACUGCUCUCUGCAACUUCACGUCGGUACGAGAAAGACAAUCCUGUCAGAAAAAUGCGUGAGUGUAUUUCUAUGCAUGUCGGCCAGGCUGGCACCCAGAUGGGCAAUGCAUGCUGGGAGCUCUACUGUCUGGAGCACGGCAUCCAGCCAGAUGGUCAGAUGCCCAGUGACAAGACGGUCGGCGGUGGAGACGACUCCUUCAACACCUUCUUCAGUGAGACUGGGGCUGGCAAACAUGUCCCCAGAGCUGUUUUUGUGGAUUUGGAGCCCACAGUCAUAGAUGAAGUGCGAACAGGAACUUAUCGCCAGCUCUUCCACCCCGAGCAGCUGAUCACUGGAAAGGAGGAUGCAGCAAACAACUAUGCUCGUGGUCACUACACAAUUGGCAAGGAGAUAAUCGACCUGGUUCUGGACAGGACUCGUAAACUGGCUGACCAGUGCACAGGGCUCCAAGGUUUCCUCAUCUUCCACUCGUUUGGAGGAGGAACUGGCUCAGGCUUCACCUCUCUGCUGAUGGAGCGUCUCUCUGUCGACUACGGCAAGAAGUCCAAACUGGAGUUUGCUGUUUACCCUGCUCCUCAAGUGUCCACAGCAGUGGUUGAACCCUACAACUCCAUCCUGACCACCCACACCACCCUGGAGCACUCCGACUGCGCCUUCAUGGUGGACAACGAGGCCAUCUAUGACAUCUGCCGCAGGAACCUGGACAUCGAGCGCCCAACCUACACCAACCUCAACAGGCUGAUUGGACAGAUCGUCUCCUCCAUCACCGCAUCCCUGCGCUUCGAUGGCGCCCUGAACGUUGACCUGACAGAGUUCCAGACCAACCUGGUACCCUACCCUCGUAUCCAUUUCCCUCUGGCCACCUAUGCCCCGGUUAUCUCAGCAGAGAAGGCCUACCAUGAGCAGCUCACUGUGGCUGAAAUCACCAAUGCCUGCUUCGAGCCAGCUAAUCAGAUGGUAAAAUGUGACCCUCGCCAUGGCAAGUACAUGGCCUGCUGUCUCCUGUACCGUGGCGACGUGGUGCCCAAAGAUGUCAACUCUGCCAUCGCCACCAUCAAGACAAAGCGCACCAUCCAGUUUGUGGACUGGUGUCCCACUGGCUUCAAGGUUGGCAUCAACUACCAGCCCCCCACUGUGGUUCCUGGAGGAGACUUGGCCAAAGUGCAGAGGGCCGUGUGCAUGCUGAGCAACACCACCGCCAUUGCAGAGGCCUGGGCUCGUCUGGACCACAAAUUUGACCUGAUGUACGCCAAGAGGGCCUUCGUCCACUGGUAUGUUGGAGAGGGAAUGGAGGAGGGAGAGUUCUCAGAGGCCAGAGAAGACAUGGCUGCCCUGGAGAAGGAUUACGAAGAGGUGGGAACAGACAGCGUUGGAGAUGAAGGGGAGGAAGGAGAGGAGUACUAGUUAACUUAUGGUUUCAGUGAGUUUGCCUGAGCCUUGUUCUUGAUAAAACGUUCCUAAAGUAAUUAUUUUGUUCUGUGUUUACUUGAGUCAGCAGACGUGUGCAGUUAUUUUUAGAAGCAUCUUUUAAGGAUAUUGCAUAGAGAUUUUUAGGCUGCUAAAUAUUCUUCUAUUGGGUAAACAGAGUUCUUCUAAAUGCCCAAUUUCUAGUAGUUUUGAAUGUAUAGUUUAAACUCGUAAGAAUGUGAAUAUUAACUUUCUGGCAAUUGAGUCAAUGGUUGUAGCAAUGAUGAAUCAGAUGGUGACAUGUAGACUAAAAGUAUGAAGUAUGUGGCAUUGACUGGUCAGGGUUUUACUUUAGAAUCUGAUGUUUCAGUUUAGAAUUUGAUGUAAAGCAAGUCCCACUAAUGUGAAUAAAAGAUGUCAAAAGUU